GAAUUUCCUCGACAGCUGGCGGCUUGCUGUUGAUUGUUGGAUAGAUUGACGUCGGCUUAAUUAUCUAGCACGCGCGCGAAACAUGGACGACGGUAAUGAUGAGUUAUCAGAAGCUGGGGUUGACCUGGACUUGCUCGAGUUGCUAAAUUCGCGUAGCGGUGACGGCACCAAAACAGUAGAUAUGCUUGGGCUGGGCCGUAGGCACGGCAGAAGCCAGCUGGCAAAACAGCAGGCGCAAGAGGAGGAACAGACCGAUGGCAUGUCAGGCACGGCGGAGCACGAGCGCGCCGCGCUCAGGGCAAUUGUUCGGGCACUUCAGGCCAAACUGGAGCUGGAGCAGCAGCAUCAAGAUGUCCACGCCAUGCUGAGCCAUGAGCAGCAGCCCCUGGCGCCGUCGGCCAAACAGCACACGGCCCAGGGGCAGCAGCGCCACGGCCCGUUGCGGCGCUCCCCGUCACCGGCGGUGUCCGGCCGUUGUCCCGGUGCCAGGCUGGCGGCAGCAGCCGUGAGCAGCUGCAGCUGCAGGUCCAGGAACCAGCGCGCAUUGGCAGCCGGCGCUGCUUGCUGCAACCGCUGUGCGCGGACCAGCAGUCGGGCGGCGGCGACUGCCGCCGUCACCGCAACCCCGGGCGCCGCCGCCGCUCACGGCGCAGGCACGGGCGGUGCCGCCGGCGCAGUCUCAUGCAUGGUCGGCGUCACGCGCCCCGCCGCUGCCGGCGGCCCUGGCUGCGGAGGCCACGCCGGCAACACCAGGCGCACAGCCGCGGCUUGCUGCGGGGCAGCGCCUGGAGCAGGGGGCGCCACAUCAGCAGGGCCAGCACCAGGGACAGCAGCGGCCGAUUGCCGGGCCUGCCCCAGCAGCACCAUGGCAGCCGUGGCGACGGCCGCGGGGGCGGUGGCUGCGGGGGCCGCUGGGCAGUGCCCGCCCGAGUGCGACGACGCGGUCGGCGGCCUGGCGGGCCUGUCCCGCGGCGCGCUGGUGGCUCGACUCCGUGACAUGGAGGCACAGAUGGUAGCGCUGAGGCGGUCCGAGGCGCUCGCCCGCCAGCGUUGCGAGUACAUGGCGGACGGGCUGCGGGCGGGCAUGAGCGGCCGCGGCGCGGCGGCGCGACAGGCGGAUGCGGCGCGCAAGGUGGCGGCACAGAGCGAGGAGGAGCGGCGGGCUCUGCAGCGGCGGGCGGAGAACCUGUCGGCGUUCUUGAAGAGGGAGAAGGACGCGCGGGAGGCUGCCGAGCGCGACCUGGCCUCUGAGCGGCAGCGGGCCGGCGGUCUGGCGGUGCAGCUGGCGGGCGCGCAGCAGCAGAUGGCGCACAUGCAGGACCUGCUGGAGGAGGCGCGGAUGCAGUAUCGCCACUUCUUGGACAUCAACAAACAGGCAGUGGAGCGCGCCGCGCGGCUGCAGGACCGCCUCCGCCGCGCCGGCGCCUCCCUGCACGCCGCCCGCGCCGCCGCCGCCGCCGACCGGCUGCGGCGCGAGCAGGCGGAGGCGGCGGCGGCGGGCUGCCGGCGGCUGGUGGAGCAGCUGUACGGGGCGCGGGCUUCCGGGCAGCUAGGCGAGGCGCUGCAGGAGCAACUGGGCGCCCUGCUUGGCCGGCAGCACGACAUGGCGGCGGCGGCGGCGGCGGCGGCGGCGGCGGGGCAGCAGGGGCGCCGGCGGCCGGGCCGGGCCGGCGGGGGCGCAGUCAGCUCUGAGGACUCGGAGGAGGACACGUGCAGCGGCCGCAGCAGCCCGCGCGCGGCGGCGGCGCCGGUGGCAUCUAGCAGGCGGCCGCAGCCCUCAUCAGCAGCAGCUGCAGCAGUGGCAGCUACGGCCGCAGCAUCUGAUCGGGCAGCGCCGCCGCCUCCACUACCCUCUCUGGCCGCCAUCGCGCAGGCUCUCGCUGCGGGCCAAGACGGGGCCCUGCAGUCCCAGCGGCCGGGAGACACCACGCCCGGCGUGCCGCUGCCGUCCGACGGCGGCGCGGGGCCGGCGGGGCUGGCCGCCGCCCUGGCCGCGGUGCUGUCAGCCAACGCGGCGUCCGCCGCCGCUGCCGCCGCCCGCGGUCCCAAGGGCGCGGGAGGCGGGGCGUCGGAGGCGGGCAGGGGCGCGGCAGUGGGUGCCGGGGCUGCGGGGGCGGGGGCGGGGGUGGGCGGUGAGACGCCGCCCGCCUUCCGCCGCCUCCACCGGCGGCUGCAGGCCCAGGCGGGGCUGCUGUCGGGGGCAGCCGGCAGCGCUGAUGCCGGCACGACUGGUGCCGGCACGACUGGUGCCGGCACGACUGGUGCCGGCGCCAAGGAUGCAAGGGGCGCCACUCGCAUAGGUGCAGGCGGCUUCGCGGAGCUGCGCGGGCGGCUGCUGUCCCCCGCCACCUCGUCCUGCUGCACGCCCGCACCGGCCAGCAGCAGUGGAGGCGGCGGCGGCGGCGGCGGCGCCAGCGGCGGUGGCGCCGGCGGUGGUGGCGGCGGCGGGGGCGGCGGCGGCGGCGGCGGCGGCGCCGACCCUGGGGGCCGGGUUGGGCCCAGGCGCGGUGUGCAGCUUGAUGAUGGGGCGCUGGCCCACAACCGGCGGGGCCUGGCGGCUGCUCGCGACGCCUUACAAGGCCUGGGCCUCACGCCGGCGUCUGCCCGCGGCUCGGAGCAGCAGGAGCAGCAGUGGGCUCGGCGUGUGGUCACAGCAGCGGCCCCGCCCGAGCCUGGCGCCGCUGUCGCUACCGUGUCACUCGCAGUAGCCGCCCGGGCAAGCGGGAGGGGCGCGGCAGUAGCAGGCGCCGGGCCGGCAACACCAGGCGGCCCACAGCUGGCACUGGCUGACCGGCUGAUGCUGCGGGCGUCGGCGGCGGCGACAAAGCAGCGGAAACAGGCGGCAAAAGCCAAGGAAGCAUCAGCGGCCGCUGCGCCGCAGCCGCAUCAGCAGCUGCAGCAGGUUCCAUCAGGGGCGCUGUCACCGGCCCCCUCCACCUACAGGCGAAGCCACCGGAGCACGGGCGGUGGCGGCAGCGGUGCCGGCGGCGCAGGCGAGGCGGGUGGGCUGGUCCGGCGGCUGCGGCGCGCGGGCGCGCGGGCUGCGGCCAUGGGGGCGCGGUUGCGCGGCGAGCAGCGCAAAGCAGCCGAGGGCGUGUCCGCGCUGGCGGCCCGGCUGGCAGAGCAGGCGCAGGAGAGGCAGCAGCAGCACCAGCAGAAGCAGGCGGCCAAGGGCGGCCGAAGCGGCGCCGCUGACGGGGCCGAGCACGCCGAACACGCCAGCAGCGGUUGUAGCAGCAGCGACGAGGAAGAGGACGCCGACGACGCCAGCUGCUACAGCCUCGACGCGGCUGCACCGCAGGGCCGGCGGCCGCGGCUGCGCCGUCGCCUGCCCUUAGGCGUCAAGACGGCGGCGGCGGCAGGCGGCGGUGCUGGUGCUACUGCUGGUGCCGGCGCGGCUCUGGAAGCCGCAGUGCCGGCGCUCGCACUGCGUGUGAUCGGCCGUGCCGGGCUGAUGGGUCUCGGUCUGGGAGUGGGAGGCAGUAGCAGCCCAAGGCCCUCCGGUGCCGUGUCAGCAGCGGCGGCAGUAGCAGAAGGGGCUGGCGAGGACACGGACGCGUCAUGCCCGCCGUCCGUGGCGCCAUCCGAAGCCGCUAGCCUGGGCGGCCGCUACGCCCACGCCGCCGCGGCCGCGGCGGCCGCCGUGGCGGCGGCGGCGCAGCAGCGGGAGCUGGCGCGGCUAGGCUUCACGGCCACAGGGCAGCACGCAGCCGCGGCCGCCGCACCUUCCUACCAGCACCAGGGCCGGGCUUUGGAUGAGCGGGCCAAUCGCAGCAGCAGUGCAAUUGCGAAACCUGCGCAGGGAGAGGAGGAUGCGAGGUGCACCAGUGGUGGCAGCAGCCCGCGGGGCGCCGGCCAUGGGGAGCCGCCGCUGGAGCGGUGGCAGCAGCAGGCGCUGAGGGCGGCGCAGCAGCAGCGGCGGCUGCAGGCGCGGCUGGAGGCGGCUGCCAGCGCCGCAGCCGCAGCGGCGGCGGCUGCAGCGGGGCCGGGAGCCGGCGCGGCUCCAGCGGGAGUGGGGGCAGGCAGGCCCUGGGCGGCGACUGCGGAGGAGGAGGAAGUGGAGGAGGAGAAAGGUGACGCGGGCCCGCCCUCCCCUGUCACCGGAUCGGGUGGCUGCUUGGACUGGGAGGAGGACGCACGGGCCGGCGCGUCGGCCGGUAGCACCGCAGCCGUGGAGCUGCAGGGCCCACGGCAGCAGCCGGAGCUGCAGUCCGCCGAGGAGGAUGAGGGGGAGGAGCUGGAGGAGGGCGAGGAUCAUGAGGAGGAGGACUAUGGGGAGGAGGAGGAGGAGCUGGAGCUGGAGGGGGAGGGGGAGGAGGGCCGCCCCAUGGUGGAGGACUGGGACGGCGAGGCCUCGACGGCGGCUGACCCAGGUGAGUGGCCGCCGCUACUUCCGGCAGAGGAGCAUCCGCCACUGCCGGGUAGCGACGUCGCUGCCGCUACCACUCCCAAAGGCGGCGCCCAGCAGGCGAAGGCCGCCAAGGCGCGCGCCAAUGCACCUGGGAGGCGGCCGGGCACAGCGGCAGGCACCAGCACCGCAGCCCUGCCUGGACAGAGGCUGCCGCGGGCGGCGGUGUUGAGAGCGUCAGCGGCGGAAAAGGCGGGGCCUGCUGGGCGCACUGUGGCGAAGGCGGUGGCUGGCAGCAGCCGUGCAGUGACGGCGGCGGCGGCGGGCACUGUGGCGACAUCCAGCAACAAGGGCAGGCGCGCCCAGGGUCUGCGGCUGCUGUGGCCUGCGGCGGGGGGUGGUGGUUUGCCUGCAGGAGGCGCAGGGGCCGGGGCGCGUGCCAAGAUGGGAGGUGGCGGGGGCGGAGGCGGGCUGCUGUCCGCGCAGCAGCUGCGUGCGGAGUACCUGGCCCUCAAGCGGCAGCACUAGACGGCGGCCAGUGGCCUGCUGUGGCACCCCGUGUUGCAGCGGCGGGGCGUUGGCGACUGGGUGCACAUAGUGUAAGCGUCCCUUGGCAUCCGCGGGGCGUUUUGAUGCUUACACAUGGGGCAUGCAGUGAAUGCCCGUCAUGUCGUACAGCUGGUGUGGGACGGAGGUGUGGGCGUGCGGGGCGUCCGGACUAGGCCGUACAGCUGGUACAUGCGGCAGUCCAGAGUGCGGAGAUGUGGACACGCGGGACGUUCUUGUAAUGAGGUGCGACGGCGGGCGACCACCUGGCAUUUCCAGCCCCCUGUCUUUCCGCAAGCCCAUGCCGCAACCCGUGGCUGUGGCUGUAGAGCUACACGCCUGCAUCGGUAUCAUAGACAGGUGCGCUACAGGGGUGCGCCCCACGGGUGCGCUAUGUAGGCAGGUCAGGCGCACAAAACAUUGGCAGUAAGGUGCUAAGCUGUGUGGCUGCUGCGGGCACAGUCUGUGGCACAGGAUGUUGUGGCGCGUGCGGGUGGUGUGCGUGCGCGCAUGUAAGCAUAUCGCAUGUGUGCGUGCCUGUGUGAUUGUGUGUGUGAGUAUGCGUGCAGGGUCAAGCCAUGCCCCCAGCAUCCCCAGACCUGCCCCGUCAGUCGGUUGCGUGGCGCCAAACCAAUGACUAAACCAUGCGAGGCAGGGAAGUUCAAGAACACGCUCGUCUUGGGCCAAGCCAUGCAUGGGUCGGCAGCUGGGCAGUGUGGGCAGGAAAACAGGCAGCGAUGUCUGCAUGAAAUGGA
Molecule: messenger RNA, 5649 nt
Organism: Chlamydomonas reinhardtii
Lineage: Eukaryota; Viridiplantae; Chlorophyta; Chlorophyceae; Chlamydomonadales; Chlamydomonadaceae
Exons: 10
Coding region: 182-4876 (1564 amino acids)
Source: RefSeq, a predicted model, not a curated record